This is a messenger RNA of Diaporthe amygdali, 1509 nucleotides long. RefSeq names its product high-affinity nicotinic acid transporter. The transcript is spliced from 4 exons. The record is from RefSeq and is a predicted model, not a curated record. Gene Ontology annotation, cellular component: membrane. Gene Ontology annotation, molecular function: transmembrane transporter activity. NCBI's taxonomy places the organism in Eukaryota, Fungi, Ascomycota, Sordariomycetes, Diaporthales, Diaporthaceae. Gene Ontology annotation, biological process: transmembrane transport. The coding region runs from base 1 to 1509 and encodes 502 amino acids.
AUGGCGGACAUAAAUCCCCGAAUUGAUAGCUCCGGGACGAGCAUGGAAGAAAAGCCCGUGGGAAAGACUGUCGAAGACGUUGGCGACACUGAUACCCAAUCCGUUGAGGGCGCAGGCUGGGAUGAGUCAACGACCAAGAAGCUAAUUCGCAAGAUUGACUACCGCCUAAUUCCUUUUCUCGCACUCCUCUAUCUCCUUUCCUUUCUCGACAGGACCAACAUUGGCAAUGCCAGACUCGACACUCUGGAAGCAGACCUUGGCAUGCCCAAGACUAGCUUACAGUACAAUAAUGCUCUCGGCAUCUUCUUUCCCUUCUAUGUCGCGGCCGAGGUGCCUAGCAAUAUGGCUAUGAAGAGGUUUCGCCCAAGCAUUUGGAUUCCUAUUAUUAUGAUCGCUUGGGGAAUCUGUACAACACUCAUGGGAAUCGUUCAGAACUAUCCUGGGCUCAUGGCUGCGAGAGCGGCAUUGGGUCUUGCUGAAGGUGGUCUCUUCCCUGGUAUUACCUACUACAUCACAAUGUGGUAUGCUCGCCAUGAGUGUGGUCUUAGAAUGGCCAUCUUUUUCUCUGCUGCCACAGCAGCUGGUGCUUUCGGAGGUCUGCUGGCGCGCGGUAUCAUGGAAAUGAGAGGAGUUGGAGGAUUGUCUGGGUGGCAGUGGAUUUUUAUCCUCGAGGGCAUACUGACCUUCUUCGUGGCUAUUUCCGCUUUCAAGUUUAUGUACGACUACCCAUCAACCGCGCCCUUCCUCAGUCCACCGGAGCGCAAAGAGGUCACAGCGCGUCUCAAGCGCGACCGAUCCUCACUCGCGGAUGAGUUCGACAUGAAAUACUUCUGGGCUGCCCUCAAGGACUGGAAGAUCUGGGUACAUAUGUUUAUUACCAUCGGAGUGUACACACCGCUGUACUCAUAUGCUCUCUUCCUGCCGACAAUCGUUGCCGAUCUUGGCUACCGAAACACAACCGCACAGCUCCUGACUGUGCCCCCUUACUUCGUGGCAUGCUUCUUCUGUAUCGGUGCCGGCUACCUUGCGGACAGAUUGAAGACACGAGGCAUUUUCAUGAUUGGAUUCAUGAUCAUAGCCAUGAUUGGCCUCAUCAUGCUUCUUGCCUCGAAUACCAGCGGGGUCAAAUACGCUGGCUGCUUCUUUCUCGCGACCGGAAUUUACCCUAAUGUCCCACAAGGCGUGGCCUGGAACGGUAACAACAUAGGAGGAUCUCUCAAGCGCGGCGUCGGAAUUGCCAUGCAUGUGGGCUUUGGAAACCUGGGUGGCCUGAUCGCGGCAUACAUCUAUUUAGCCAAGGACAGGCCCACCUAUCGCCCCGGUCACGGCACCUUGCUCGGCUUCCAGGCCAUGGCCACAACCCUGAGCAUCUUCAUGACCAUCUAUCUCCGAAAGGAGAAUGCGAGGCGCGACAGGAUGCACAAGCCACCGAGCGAAUACACUGAGGCGGAGCGAUAUGCUGAGAGAGAACUCGGGGACAAUGCAACCUUCUUCAGAUACACGGUCUAG